Anneissia japonica is the source of this 4221-nucleotide messenger RNA. Its product is annotated as ADP-ribosylation factor GTPase-activating protein 2-like. NCBI's taxonomy places the organism in Eukaryota, Metazoa, Echinodermata, Crinoidea, Comatulida, Comatulidae. The record is from RefSeq and is a predicted model, not a curated record. Gene Ontology annotation, biological process: COPI coating of Golgi vesicle. The coding region runs from base 146 to 1738 and encodes 530 amino acids. Gene Ontology annotation, molecular function: GTPase activator activity. The transcript has 14 exons.
CUAUGUAAUGAAAAUGUAUUAUCACAUUCGUCGUAUGAUUUGUUUAAAAAAUCUUAUAUGACGUGUCAAUAUCAUACGUAAUCACGUGACGGAACGUCAUUGAUUGCGAAUCGGCGAGACGUGACAUACGGAAACACACUGAGAAAUGGGUCCUACAAAAACGGAAAUUCAAACAAUUUUCAAGCGUCUAAAGUCAAUUCAAACAAACAAGUCAUGUUUUGAUUGUAAUAGCAACAAUCCAACAUGGGCUAGUGUAACAUAUGGAGUGUUUUUAUGUAUAGAUUGUUCAGCUGUUCACCGUUCUCUUGGUGUUCACUUGACAUUUAUCAGAUCUACACAAUUAGACACAACAUGGACUUGGCCACAGCUUCGUGCUAUGCAAGUUGCCGGCAAUGCUAAUGCAACUUCCUUCUUUAGACAACAUGGCUGUACAACAAAUGAUGCAAAUGCUAAAUACAAUAGUAGAGCAGCUCAGUUAUACAAAGAGAAAGUAAAACAGCAAGCAAGUGCUGCUAUGAGGAAGUAUGGAAAGAUGACUCUGCAUAUUGAAGAGAUUGCUCACAUGUACUCACCAGAGAAGAAAGAUGCAGACUUCUUCAAGGAACACACACAGUAUGAAGAGCAAGCAUCAUUAAGUCAAAGUAUAUCAAUCAGUAAACCAACUGCAAUUAAGAAUGGCAAUGCGCAAGGUCGUGGUGACCCUGAUGCUGCCCCUGAUGUUUCAGCCGCCUUAGCUACCUCACCAACGCUGGCUAAAGCUGAGCCUAGAAAAUCUACAAUUGGAACUCGUAAACCUAUGAGUGCAAAGAAAGGGCUCGGAGCAAAACGAGGCAUGGGAGCACAAAAAGUUAAGACAGAUUUCAAAGCAAUAGAAUCGCAGGCUAUGGCAGCAGAUAAGUUAAAGGAAGACUCAGCUAAACAGAAAGUUAAGACAAAAGAAGAAGAACAAGAACAAAUGGCAUCUAUGAGGUUAGCCUAUCAAGACAUGAGUCUACAAAUGAAGAAGCAGGAAGAGAAGAUGAAGAAUGUGGAUCCAAAUAAAGCCAAGCAAAUGGAACGGUUGGGCAUGGGAUAUGUAGGAGCAGGUAGAAGUGGUGUGUCUCAUUCUGCUAUGAGUGAUAUGCAAACAAUAGACCAGGUUAAUCCUGUCAAGACCAAAUCCAAGUUCAAGUCUUCCAACCGUGAUUUCUUUGACGAUUUUGACACUGGUUUCUCAAGCAAGAAUUCAUCAAGUUCCAGAGGAUAUUCCAGCAGGAGUAAUCGUAAUUAUCAGGAUGACGAUGAUGAGGAUGAUGAGGAAGCAGACAACAUGAAAGAGAGUGAAUGGGAAAUUAUAGAUAGAACUUCAGCAAAGCCAAAAUCUUAUGACAAAGUUAUUCCAAUUGAAACUGGGCAUAGUAAGACUAGUCGGAGCAGAAAAGAAUAUGUUCCCCCUUCUGAACCAGCAGAUACAAGCAGGUUUGCUAAUGCCAAGUCCAUUUCCUCGGAUCAGUAUUUUGGCAAUGAUAAAAUAGAUGAUAGCACAAAGGCGAAUAUUAACAGAUUUGAGGGAAGUGACAGUAUAUCAAGCGAUGAUUUCUUUCACGGUGGAUCAAGUAAUCGUCGAAGAGAUCCAGUUGGACCGGAUAUGGGAGCUGUUAAAGACAGCAUGAAAGAAGGAGUUACACAAGUUGCUGGAAAACUAUCCAAAAUGGCCAAUGGACUAAUGACCUCUAUUCAGGACAAGUACGGGUACUGAGAGCUGUCACACAGCGAGUGGGUGUAGUGUUUAUCAGUUCUACUUCUGUGGUGGAAUUUGGAUCGGAACUUGCCAAGUGCAUAUUUGUAUAAAAGAUAUUAUGUGAAUUGAAGGACAUACAUUGAUCAUAAUUCAGCAUUACAGUCAGUGAUCAUAUCAGUAUAAACUUAUUUAGAGCUACUGGAUGAAUGUGAUCGAUACCAAUGAGUUUGUGUACAGUGCCGGACAGUGUAAUCAAACCAAUGCGUUUUUACAGUGUUACUGGAUAAUGUGGUCAGAUGUAUGCCAUUUUGUACAAUGUCAUUUAAAUACGGAUAUGGUCAUACAACACAGUAGCAUUGUUUAAUAUGAUUAAAGCUGGUCAGUGGCUGCGUCGUUCAACAGUCAUACAACAUUCGAAUGACAAAUCCAACUUAGGUCCCUGUGAGCGUUAGACGACGAAACAGUCUGUUUAUUUCAGUGGCAGUUUAAAUGGAUUGUCAUUAAAAAUGAUCUGUUUCAUUCGCUAGAUGAUAUGCACACAAUACUGAGUACAAUGAUGUUACAAACUCAUUUAUAUAUUGUCACUAGAUUAUAUUCAAACCAGUGGGUUUAUAUGGAUAAUGUGAUCAAAUCACUUAUACCUUGUCACUAGAUAUGUUCAAACCAGUGAGUUUGUGCAGUGUCACUGGAUAAUGUGAUCAAAUCAUUUAUAUAUUGUCACUAGAUUGUGAUCAAACCAGUGAGUUUAUAUAGUGUCACUGAAUAAUUUGAUUAAAUCACUUAUACAUUGGAUAAUGUGAUCAAAUCAUUAUCUACAUGAUGUGAUCAAAUCAUUUAUACAGUGUUACUAGAUAUCUUCAAACCAGUGAGUUGUGCAAUGUCACAAUUUACAUACAUUGUAUACAGCAAACAAUAGAUUUCUUUGCUUGGAAUAGUCUAUCAAAUAAUAUAUUAAAAAGUAAAUGCCAUUGUCAAAGUAUAAUAAUUUUAUUUGAAACAUUUAAAUUUAAGGUGAUGUUUUUCAAAAUGUUAGAAGUCACAUUUUAUUAUUUUUUUAAUUAUUUAUUUUCAAAACUAUAUUUUAUAUGGAAAAAGCCUUCCAUUUCAGUUAACAUCCGUCAAAAUCAGAAAUUUUUCUCUACAGUUUAAAAAAACUCCACUCACCAAACCUCAUAAGACAGUUUAUGGAACAUCCAUUCUAAAAGUCACUGCUGAAGAUGAUUAUAAUAGAAUAUGUUUAAUAAAUACUUCCACCUAUUUAUAAGAUAAAAUUGAAAAUUAAAAAAAAAUAUUGAGUUUCUUUAUUUGUAUUUGAAUAAAUUAUUAGCUUUUAACUUGGAAAUGUAGAAUUAAAUAAAUCCAUCACUAAUUAUUUCUUCCACCAAACAAAACUUAGGUCAAUUUCUGAUACUAAUGCAUUCAAGACCCUCCUUAAAACUUAUCUCUUUAUUAUCAAUACAGGUACCGGUAAUUCUUAUAUCUUUAAGCACCAGUGACAAAUUAUAUUUUUCUUACAGGCACUGUACAAUUUCUCCAAUUUAUUAUUAUUAAUAUUGAUUAGCAGCAUUUCAGUGGUCUGCAUAUACCCUAAAUUUGCUGGCAGAAAAUUUGCAGAUUUGUGUACUAAACAGAAUUUUUGAUUUGUGACUUAAAAGUUAAUAAUGUAUCAAUAACAUAAAAUUUGAAAAUCUGUUAAUAGAAUAAUAUAAAGAUGUUUAUUAAUAUUCAUAAUGAAAAUAAUAGUCAUGUAACUCUAUUUUUCUUGCAAAUACACUUUGAUUUUUUUUAUUUCAUCAAUUACAAAAAAAUAUAUUGCUUUUUUAUUAAUUUAUUAUUUAUUUUAAAUCAGUUGCUAGCCAUGUGUUUGUUAAAGAGAAUGUAUUAUACAUGACACAGCAUUUCAGUAGCAAUAUUGUAUGGAGAAAUGUACAAUUAUGAACUUAAUUGUGAUUAAGAAUUUGGAAUGCUGACAUUUUCAGUAUAUUCACCAGGAAUAGCUUUUGGACACUGCCACUUUUCAUAAUUUACUUUAUUCUCACAGGAAACAACAUUUCUAAACAUCAAUUUAUAGAAAUAAAAUUAGAGAUAUUUGAGUAUGAUGUUAAUUUGGCAGAUAUUAAAACAAAAUUUCACUUAUGGUGUAAUGUAAUCCAUAGUUUUUAUAUUCUAUUUUAUUUAUUUUUUAUUUUAGUGUAUUAUAUAUAUUUUGAAUUCAUAGAAAUUAUUUUUUAAAUUGAUUUGAUGAUAUUUUAGGCAUAUAUUGCACUUAUUUAAUUAUUGUUGGCUAGCAGUAAUUAAUUUAGACCAUUCAUGUUUUUUCAACCAAAAAAAGUAUUUGAUUGUUGAUAUCCUAAGUUGGCAUGCUUCAGACAUUUCAUAUAAAAUAUAUCCCAGUCUUGUGGCAUAAAAUCCAUUAAUUAUUUUGCUUAAUUUAUCUCUUUCUUUAUUAAGGUAUUAUGGUUUUCUGUAUUAUGAUUAAAAAUUAUUGAAAUUGAAUAGAA